Messenger RNA from Porites lobata, 2481 nucleotides. The record is from the annotation of a GenBank genome assembly. NCBI's taxonomy places the organism in Eukaryota, Metazoa, Cnidaria, Anthozoa, Scleractinia, Poritidae.
AUGCUUAGCUUCAAUGAAAGAUUAAUGGAUGAGCAGGAUGCUUUAAUCACUGACCAAGCAGCAUUGGAGGAAGACUAUUUUUCAACUGUUGAACACAUGAGAAUGUUGACAAACAAUAUUGCAGGUGUUGCUUCAAAACUUAAACGUGAAAGGGAUGUCCUCGAGAAGGAUAUGAAAGUGUUACAAGAGCAAUUUAAUGAACAGUCUGAAAAGCUCAAUAUGAUUCAAGAGAAACUGGCAUCCUAUAAACCUAGGAAUGUUAACAAGAGGCAGAAAAGGGCAGAGUCAAAUAUAACCAAUUUGAAAACCAAAAUUUUCGAAAUCAAAAAGGAAAAGAACACUUUGCCUGGUCAGCUGAUUGACCAGGCCAAAGAACUUAAUGAAAGCAACCAGAAAUUUGAGCAAGCAGAAAAUGAAGUUGUCGUUCAGCUGAAGCAUCAAAAAACAGGAUUACAAAAGAAGUUGUGGCUUGUUCAGAAUUCUAAGGGUAGGCAAGCUAAAGAACUUGACUUAUUAAAGGAACACAAUGCUGCCAUGAUCUUAAAGCUAGAAUCAAGUGCUGAGGGGCUUAAAGAGAAAAAUAAAGAAUUGGAACAGCUAACUUGUUUGCUUGAGGACAAAACCAUUGCCACAUUUGAAAAUGGCAAAUAUGUAGAUGAGGUGCGGGAAGUUAUCAUGGACUUUCUUGCUAUGAAUGUCUCUAUGAGCAAAGUCAAUGAAGUGAUACGUACAGUUUUACAGAAAUUAGCUGGAAAGAGCACAUCAAGGCUUCCCAGCAAGGCAGUCCACUCACGUCUUCUUGUUGAGGCUAAACACCUUGCAGAUGUCCAGCUUGGAAGAGCAACGUUAGAAGAGGCUGACCCAUCUCAGGUAAUUGGAAAUACCCUUCAUGGAGAUGGUACAACCAAAUAUCAUCGACAUUACCAAGAUUUUGAAGUUUAAAACCACUCCACCUUGCCAAACAUAUUCAAUGGGCCUUCUUGAGUUGGGGAGGUCAGACACAGAGGCAAUCAUGGAUGCCUUUAAGCAUCGAGUGAGUAGAAGAAAUUGCGCAGGUAUUAAGUAGUGGUGAUGAGAAGGCAUCAGUGGAAAAUAAAGUUGCUGAAUCAGUGACAUCAAUUAAGAGCACCAUGUCUGAUCAAGGGCCAACAAAUGCCGCUUUCAAUGAACAAUUGACUGACUUGCGAAAGGAGUUUCUUCCAAAGGUGGUGGAGAAAUGGCAAGACCUGACAGAAAAUUUUAAAAAAUCUCUAGCGGGGAACUUUUAUUGCAAACUUCACUUGCUUCUUAAUCUAGGCAAAGAAGCAAACAAAACUUUAAAGUUGUUUGAACAUGCCGCAACAGAAGGCAGAAAUCCCUUGGCAUUUCUUUCAUCAUAUGAAUCUGGCUCCUUUAGGCUAACAAGAACAGCUUGUGAAGCAUUUUAUACCAGAGGAUGUCAGACUGCUGGAGUUUCAGAGUACUUUGAUGUACAUCUCUCUGAGAAUGGCUUGGAAAGCAAACUUGUUGAGUUUAUUGGAAAUCACUUCAACAGUACUUUCUUACAACUCCGCUGCUGUUUUUUGCCAUAGAAGCCACAUUCACGAUUUUCUUUUGAAAUGGCCAACACCAAAUCGCCUUCUUCAGGUUGUGUCUAAGGACAUUGUGGAGCCUGUAUACCUCACAGGAAUUAGAGCCCUUGGUAUUCUUGAUAAAAUUGUCACUGGUCCCUUCUUUCGAUUGACAGAGAAUGCAAAAUCUGUCCUUGACCUUAAUCCACAUUUGCAGCAAAUGCAAAAGUGCUUUGAACAGUGGAGCCAGGAUGCAUCUCCACUUCUGGAAGGAGAAACACUAUUCAACGAAGAAGUUGUGCCCAUCCACCGCAAUGAAAUGUACGAAAGUCUCUUCAAAGAACAAAGUGAACAACUGGAGACAUUCACACAAAAGGCCCUUGAAAUCAUUUUUAAUUCCUGGAUUAUCUUGUUUGAAAGGAAGGCUCAAGAUCAGCUUCCUGGGGGAAAGUAUGCUACUCCUUCCCCUGAACUAUUAGCCCAGGCAGCUAAUGUUCCUGCAACCAACAUGGCAUCUGAGAGAGAUUUUGGAGUGUUUGACUUGCUGUUGCAUUUGAAGCCUGCAGCAAGGCUGAUUUCCCAUGAAGCUCUUGUAUUGUGGACAAACAAUAAGACUACAUCGAGGCUCAAUUCUUUGUCCCCUGAAGAUAAACAAAUGUGCAUGGCUGAAGCAAGAGCAAAUACCAGUAAAAUCAUAGCGCGAUACAAGGAAAGAAAAGAGAAAAUUUUUCAGCAACGAAAAGAAAAGCUGGUAGAAAAACAGAGGGCAAAGGAGGAAGCUGAAAGGAAGCAGAGACAGCAAAGGCUUAACUUAGUUAGCAGCAUCACUGAGUUAGGGGGUCCUUGGAAAUCAGAAAAGCACAUCUGGAAAGCGCAUCAUAUUUUCUGUCGCGCAGAUUACCAAAUACUCGACGGAAGUCUUGGAACUUAA